GAACAACCCAAAAACGCGAUGUCACUCAAGCGAAUACUAAACCCUGUGGAUCAUCACGAGAGCUAUGAUGAAUAUACGUCUGAAAGCGAUCGUUCUCUUAGCCGCAGAAGAAUCGAGGACGAAAGUGAACAGCCUAGUACCGACACCCUCUCUUCGAUAGCUCCAAGUGACACUCUUUUGGAUCCUACGGAAACUUUCGAAGGGUUUAUGGUUGGGGUUGAGCCUACUCGUGUGGAGCUUAUAUGCUAUGGGAUGAUCGUUCAUGAAUUAGCUAAAUUGGUUGGAAAGGGUGAAGAAUUAGAGAAAAAGCUUCAGUAUCUACUGAAGCAUGGCAGUAGCUACACCCCCCCUUCGACUCAUACAUUGGCACUUUCCAAAUCCAGAGAUAAUCAGAUUUUUCUAAAAUUCGCAGAUGGUAUGGAAUUGGGAUACCUAUCCGAAAAAAUGAAACAUGGGUUGGAUAAUCUCAUUGAUAAACCCCUGGUCGAGUUCAAUGCGGUGAUCCAUUUGAGAAAUGUCAUAGAUGCCAUUAGCCGAGCUCGCAAGUCAUCGGAGGCCAGAUUUCGAGUCAAUAUAAAUGUUUACGGCCCUGAAGAAGAUAGAAGACACGUGGGAAAAGAGCUUUCAGACAAGGGUCUUUUCUUACAGAAACCUGACGAGCGCAGACAGGGAACCCUUUAUGAUAAUCCUCAUAUUCUCCCAUUGGAUGAUAUGGAUGAUUCAGUUGACAAUGAUACCGAUCAUGCUGAACAUGAUCAUAGCGAUCAAGGAGAAAUUUUAAACUCGUCAUCUGAUAGCAGGGAUGAGAAUAUUCAACAGACUAUGGCAGGAGUUUUUAGCUCCUUGACACGGGGAGACGAACUUAAUUGUGUAUCGGGAAGCGAAAUCUUGAACUGUCCACUGUAUCCCCAUCAAGAACAAGCUUUAGACUUCAUGCUACAGCGUGAGACCGGGGAUAUUCCUGCCAAAUAUCGGAUGUGGCAAUCUAAAGAUAUCGAUGGCCAGAAAAUGUACUGCCAUACCAUCACAAACUUCCAACAUCGCGACCCCCCGGAUGAAAGUGGAGGUGGAAUUCUAGCCGACGAAAUGGGAAUGGGAAAGACCUUGACAACUCUAGUACUCAUCGGAAGAACUCUUAAUGAUUCAUAUAGUUGGGUUUCUGGAAGAAAGAAUCAUAUUGAAGGUCCUUUUUGUAAAAAGCCUUGUCACGCAACUCUGAUUAUUGUCCCGUCACUUGUUUUGAUCAACACAUGGACUCGUGAAGUCGAGAAACGUCUGAAUGACAAGACAACUGUUCUAAAGUACCAUGGGCGAGGAAGGAAACAAGAUAUUUCAAACAUUGAAAAAGUUGACAUCGUCAUAACGACUUACAGCAGCCUUGCCAAAGAGUAUGGUAUGGAGGUAGAAGGACGCAGUCAAAGCCUAUUACAUGGAUAUGAUUGGUAUCGAGUGGUAUUGGAUGAAGCACAUACAAUUCGCCGCCAGGCAACAACUUUUCAUAAAGCCGUAACUAGUCUAUCAGCUCAUUCGCGAUGGUGUCUCUCCGGAACUCCUGUGCAAAACACUUUGAUGGAUCUGGGCGCUCUACUGGCUUUCAUUCAGGUGAAACCGUUCCAUAAUGUCGGAAACUUUAGGCAUUGGAUCGCUACGCCGUUUCAAGAGAAGGCCAGGAGGCACCAAGCAAUAGAAAGACUUGUUUUUCUCCUGGAUUCAAUGUGUCUUCGUCGCACAAUUGAUCGGAUUGACCUUCCAGGUCAUCGUGAAUGCAUACGCGAAGUUGUCUUUAGUCCUGAGGAACGUGAACAGUACGUAGAUACUUGGCAAACGAUGCGCAGGAUAUUUGAUCAGCAGGCAGGUCAGUAUAGUCACCAAGAAGCCUCGUUCCGUAUGCUCCAAGUUCAUUUGGAGCUCAGGAGCCUUUGCAAUCAUGGCACAUACCAACCACAGUUUUCAUGGGCCAAGAGAUAUAGCUUGCUCGACGAUGAAAAUAAUUCAUUAUGCUCACUCACGCGCACAAGCAUGACCCGUUGCUUAUACUGUCGGAAUCCAAUGCCCAUUACACCUCGAAACCAACGUUCACAAUACAUAGAACAAUGCAGUCACGCUCUAUGCAGCGAGUGCUUACAAGUUACUAACAAACAGCUGGGCCCCAUGGAGGAAGUACAUUGCCCGUUAUGCAAGUCGCUCAGAACAAAGACAACAGCUGGAGAUACCAACGGCUACUUUAAGACUAUUGGUCGCUCGACGAAACUUGAAAUCCUUGUUUCUGACGUACAGGACAAUUUGGCGAAUACAAGCAGCAUCAUAUUUUCUUGCUGGACAAGAACUCUAGAUCUGAUCGGAGCAUACCUGAGCAAUGCCAAGAUCCAGUUUUCUCGCAUCGAUGGCAAAACUCCUUCAACCGUUCGCCAGAAGAUUUUGGAUGAAUUUGUGGAAUGCAAAAACUCCUCGGUUUUGAUAAUGACAACCGGGACUGGUGCCUUUGGGUUAAAUCUCCGCUCGGUCAAUCGGGUCUUCAUUGUCGAGCCUCAAUGGAAUCCUAGUGUAGAGAAUCAAGCAAUCGCCCGUGCUAUUCGCCUAGGUCAGAAAGAGCAGGUUUUGGUAAUUCGAUACCGCGUUCAGGAUAGUAUUGAGCAAGACAUGUAUUCUCAACAGAAGCAAAAGUUGAGAAUCAGCAAAAUGGAUUUUCAAAAAGAUUUGCAGUCAUUCAGAGAUGGUGGACAAUAA
Talaromyces proteolyticus is the source of this 2727-nucleotide messenger RNA. Its product is annotated as putative helicase. The transcript has 11 exons. Bases 19 to 2727 code for a protein of 902 amino acids. The record is from RefSeq and is a predicted model, not a curated record. NCBI's taxonomy places the organism in Eukaryota, Fungi, Ascomycota, Eurotiomycetes, Eurotiales, Trichocomaceae. Gene Ontology annotation, molecular function: ATP-dependent chromatin remodeler activity; ATP binding.